Tripterygium wilfordii is the source of this 684-nucleotide messenger RNA. RefSeq names its product heavy metal-associated isoprenylated plant protein 46-like. The transcript has 3 exons. NCBI's taxonomy places the organism in Eukaryota, Viridiplantae, Streptophyta, Magnoliopsida, Celastrales, Celastraceae. The coding region runs from base 82 to 483 and encodes 133 amino acids. The record is from RefSeq and is a predicted model, not a curated record.
GUCUAUAUAUACUCCAAUCUUCGCCAACAACAACUUCACAACAAUUUCGCAAGUCUGUCUUCCAUAUCUCAGUUAAACAACAUGAAGCAAAAGAUAGUGAUCAGGGUGUCCAUGGAUGGACAGAAGUGUCGCUCCCAAUGGUGCCAAUCUCUUAUGUCUGCAGCUGGGUUUUCCGAGCCAAAUCCUCGGUCCAAAACCCUGAAAACUGUUGUUAGUUUACAAGGUGUGGAACGUGCAGCUUUAGGAGGGAGCGAGAAGGACGAGAUAGAGGUGACCGGGGACGGGAUUGACGCAGUUAAGCUAACAGAUUUGCUGAGGAAGAAAGUUGGAUUUGCAGAACUCGUCAGUGUAACUCCUGUUGAGGAGAAGAAAAAAGACGAACCAGCAGUGGUGCCUAUGUUUUGGUCAUAUGGGGUGCCUCAGUACAAAGUCUAUGAAAUAAAAGGCAACAACUAUAGUCCUUGUGGUUGGUCAAUCUGGUGAUUUUACAAAUACAUAUUUGAAUCGGUAAUCAGAGAGAGGGCGACUGUUCAUUGAUGGGUUUAUGGAAAUUUGGUGGAGAAUCAAGUCUAGAUAUGCUGAGUAUGUAUAUCAAUAAGAGCUGAGCUGCUGUGGUUUUGUAAAGAAACUGAAAAUAUGUGCCUUUGCACCGUUUAACUCACUUCAUCAAAUUAAUUUCUGCAA